Ictalurus punctatus (channel catfish) is the source of this 1383-nucleotide messenger RNA. RefSeq names its product G8 domain-containing protein DDB_G0286311. Bases 129 to 560 code for a protein of 143 amino acids. The record is from RefSeq and is a predicted model, not a curated record. NCBI's taxonomy places the organism in Eukaryota, Metazoa, Chordata, Actinopteri, Siluriformes, Ictaluridae. The transcript is spliced from 4 exons.
AUGGGGAGAGCUGUUUGGGUAUAAAAACCAGCGUGUUAGAAGGGGUCAAACAUCACGCGAAAUACUAUAGCAGAGAGGAACAAGGAAGAUCUCUACCUGAAUAAAAGCACUUCCCAUCUCACUGAGCAAUGUCUGGAAGCCUGUACAUUGUUUUGAUUCUACUCGAAGCAGUUCUGCACGGAACAGUUUCUGGUACUGCUUCCUCUUUAAUGGAACAAAGUUCUACAACAGCGAAUGUAUCUUCAUCCCGUACCAUAACUGAUUCAGAUACUACUACCUCUGAGCCUGCAACAUAUACAAUAACCUCCUCUGUGACUCCAGAGUCCAUUUCUACAAACCCAGGUACAGUGAACCCUGAGACCAGCCCCCAGACCAGCAAUGAAACCAGCCCCGAAACCGUCCCCCAGACCAGCCUCCAGACCAACCCCCCUGACCAAGGACAACAGGAGGGUUUAACCGCAGGCGAGGCAGCAGGAGUAGCAGUAGGCACCAUUGCCGGGGUGGCUGCGCUGGGUGGAGGGAUAUAUGCUGGUUUGAAGUUCACUGGGAAACUGGGCUAACCAUUCACCUUUAUAUUCUUCAUAUUCAUCAUAUCCUCCACCACCUGGAACAUGCUCAGGGCAGGAGACCGUCUGUUCUUCCAUAGAAGAGUGAUGGAUUUCUACAAGUUCUGUGACAUGGCCUGCAGUAGAUAUGCAGUCAUACACACCUUUUAAAUGAAAAAUUUAAUGCAAUAGAUUUUAUACAAAUUAAUUUUAUUUGUAACAUUUUGUUCGACAUAUUUUAUAACUGUACAGUCAACAUUUUAUUCAUAUAUAUAUAUAUAUAUAUAUAUAUAUAUAUAUAUAUAUAUAUAUAUAUAUAUAUAUAUAUUUGUCAUUUGUCAGUAUCAAUGUUCAUUAUCCUUGCUUUCUCUAUGUCACCAUUUCAUUCUUGUUUUACUGAUCGAUGUCAGGUUCAAAUAAGAAGUUUAUGAUACGCCAAUUUAACCAUCACACUGUCAACAUGUAGCAACUGUACAUGCUCCAUUACGUGAACACUGGAGAUAACGGCAGGAGAUAACAGGGUUAAUAAGUGUGUGUGUGUGUGUAUGUGUGUGUGUGUGUGUGUGUGUGUGUGUGUGUGUGUGUUAGUGUGUCCGUACAGUCAUUUGAGUUUAGUGUAAUGACGUAUGAGCAAUGAUGUGAGAUUAGAGCAGAUGGUAGAGCACCUCUCUAAAUGGACUGUAAAUCAAUAAACACUGUUCCUCUUAAACAUGAAAAAAGCAGAAAACAAAAAAGGAGGGAUUUUAUUUCUUCUUCACUUAUAAACAGAUCAUUUCCAAACUCUUUGUUUUUUUCUAUUCUGAUGAAUAAGCACUAGAAUAAACUAGAUUAAAACCUG